Messenger RNA from Cydia pomonella (codling moth), 6100 nucleotides. It is a transcript of the gene Pex23, whose product is annotated as tectonin beta-propeller repeat-containing protein. The record is from RefSeq and is a predicted model, not a curated record. The coding region runs from base 689 to 4573 and encodes 1294 amino acids. Gene Ontology annotation, molecular function: carbohydrate binding. Lineage: Eukaryota; Metazoa; Arthropoda; Insecta; Lepidoptera; Tortricidae. The transcript is spliced from 7 exons. Gene Ontology annotation, cellular component: membrane.
UUUACUCUCAAUAACACGUAAUUAGAGUGACAGAGAAAAAUGCCCGCAAUUAACGAACCUUUCAAUUUUCGCGGUUAUAGCCCAGACGAGAUGAUCAAAUCUCCAAUUUAAUCACCAAUUUUAAAUUUAUGGUGAUAUUUGAGCACUCUAAAAAUGACCACAAACACGAAUAAUAACGUCACAAAUUAGUAUUCUUCCGUCCGCACCUCUUCAGCUUAUUGUUAAUAUCGGUUAUAAACGGCUGUCGAAAUCAGUGAGGCAAAUUGGCGUUUGCCACCACUUGAUUUGGUCAGACAAUUUAAUCAGAUUGGUGAAAAAAUGUUCCCGUCUGGACUGGCAUUACUCGAUACAAACAGUUUGCGUAAAUGUGGACUUGCGCAACCUUCAUGCACCAUGCGCAAGCCACGUAUAAUGCGUUUUGGAACGUACUCUUUAUUGACAGUUCAAAAGUGUAUCAUGUUUUGUUAUCUGUGGCACUCUGGAUUUCAAGUGUUGAGCAGUGUUGAGUUGUUGAAACUUCGAUUUUUUACUAUUCGGAAAAAUACAAAUAUCAAACCGUGAUCGGGAAAAGGAUUCGUUAAUAUGUUUUGCUGCUCAGCAAAAAUGAAGUUCGAAAAGUUGCGAACUUAAAAGGGAGGUAGCUCUGUCUAGAAAAAAUAUCUAAAAUAAAGGUUGUAUAUUUUGUAAAAUGUCGAGUAACUCUUUAUUGUUUUCUCUUAAUAAUGAGGGCAAAGUGUAUGCAUUACCUACAAGUGGAUCGUGUUGGAGGGAAUUCAUGUACCUCGGUUUGGAAUUUAAAACUUUAUCAGCUGUGCCACAUUUCCUUUGGGCAGUAGGAGGGGACCGGCAAAUCUACCUCCACGUUCAUGGAUUAGAAAUCCCCAUCAGGGUACAAGAGGAGUCCUACGAAAAUGAACGUUGGCUGCCACUAGAAGGGUUCAGUGGAAGACUCCUGCCAACUGAUAGGUAUCACUUUUCUUCUCAAGAUGGCACUCAAGAUAGAGCUAUACAACGCAUCAGAUUACCCUCCAUGGCUUGGCAAUGGGAAGGAGAAUGGCAACUCGAACUUACAUUAGAUGGACACCCUUUAGACCAUGAUGGAUGGACCUAUGCAGUUGACUUCCCAGCCCAGUUCGGGCCCUCUAAGCAGUGGAAGUCAUGUGUCAGGAGAAGAAAAUGGAUCAGGUAUAGAAAGUUUAGUGCUAUGAACUCCUGGUGUGCCAUAGCACCCCUUCACAAAGACCCCACUCAGGAACCAUUUAUUGAUGUUAGCAUUGGAGGAAAUCAAGUACCAUUUGCAGGGCCAGGUAUGCUGGCAGUGUGGGCAAUUACUGCUCAUGGGCGAGUCAUGUACAGAGCUGGCGUAAGUACCACAUCCCCUGAGGGCUUGAAGUGGACUAAUAUUAGCAUUCCACCUAAUUGUGAUAUUAAACAAAUAUCUGUAGGAGCUACAGGUCUAGUAUGGGCUCUGCUGUGGACGGGCCGAGCCAUAGUAAGAAAGGGUAUAACAAAAGACUCACCUACUGGAGAAGGUUGGUUAGAAGUGAAGUCACCCAGUGAAACGAAGCUCACUGUUAUCUCUGUGGGAUAUAAUGCUGUUUGGGCUGUGAGUUCUGACAAUAAAGUUUGGUUUAGAAAGGGUGUAGAAGGCAACACUGCUGGCACUUCUGAAAUAUCUGCAAUGGGCACUGGCUGGUUAGAAAUCACAGGAAACAUGACUCAUGUGUCAGUGGGAGUGAAUGAUCAGGUGUUUGCUAUAGGAGAGUCAGACAAGAGCAUAUAUUGGCGAAGUGGAAUUACGCCUGCAGAAUUAACUGGAAAGAGAUGGAGAAUGGUACAAGCGAAUAUGCAACUAAGUCGAACAUCAAGUUCUGCAAGCAUGGUUUCAUCAGCAUCUAACAAUGCAAAGCACCAUAGUUUGACCAUGCUGAAUGAAACUACUCAACUAAAGUCCCAUAUUAAUAUUCACAAUUCUUGGGAAGAAUCCCAUUCGGCACCAAUAGAGCAUACACUGCCAAUAAAACCACCCAAGGAACACAUUUCCAAAAAGACUACAACAGCUACAGAUAUUGAUUUAACAGGUAAAAGCUAUGAAACAACUUUGAAAAAUCCUCGAGCUUGGAGUCCAGUACGGAGUGUGGGCUCAGUGGUGGGGAUGGAAGCCCAGCCAGACAGUGACAGUAGUGUGUUUGAUGUUGACUCUGGCAUGUAUUUUGAUGAGGAAGUUAGUCAGACUGCAUGGGGAACAUGUGACACAAAUUGGACUUUUGUUGAGGCUGGUGCUUGCUGCAUUGAUCCUGUACAAGUGCCACAUUGGUUUACAGAUUGCCAAAAUUCACUUAAUUCAGACUUGACUGCUAAUUGGCGUAUCCAGAUACUAGAUUGUUUAAAAAAUAGAAAUAAUCAAGAUCUUGACUUAUCGGACUAUGGCAUAGCUAUUGAUGAGAAGGGCUGGACUCGCAGUUGUGAAGCUAGAUUAAUCACUGCUAAUAAAGCUGGAGAGGAUUGUAUUCUUUCACUGUACUGGCAUGCUUUAGAAAAUACGGGGACAUUAUCAGUGUUCAAGCCUGAUGGUACAAUUAAAUUUAUUUUAAACCUGGGUGAAGUGACAAGUGUUAUGUCAGCCUCUGAACCAGGAAGUCCGAGAUUAGCCUUAACAGUACCGCGUCAAAAUAAAGAGGCUAUUAAAAUACAGUUCAUGACAGAAAUGGAACAAGAAGAAUGGCUAAAUGUACUGGUGGAUAUCACGUCCCAAAUAAAUGGACUCUCUGGCAAACCGUCUGCAAGUUCUGUGUGGGCUGUUACUAGUUCUGGUGACAUACUGAACUGGGAUCCCAUGCCCUCCCAACAAAACACUGAAAACAAAGGGUCUUAUAGCAAGGAAUACCAACUUAUAGGAAAAAAUAUAGUGCCAGGAUUUGUUACAACUUUGGACAACAAUUUCCCACCAGGCACCUCUCUCAAAAUUGUUGGCAGCUUAUUUGAUGAAGUCGGCCGCUUCCAUGUAAAUUUACAAGGUCCAGAGGUAAAAAAACAGAGGCAUAAAAUCGAAACUGAAGUAACUGAAGUUCACUUUCAUUUUAAUGUUAGAUUUGAUGAGAAUACAGUUGUAUGCAACACAAAAACAUCUGGUAACUGGGGUCUGGAAGAGCGUUAUGAUUUACCUCUAUCUCCUGGUCAAGAAUUUACAAUAAACAUUACUUGUAUUAGAGAGGGCUUCAAGGUUUUUGUUAAUGAAAAGAAAGUUUGUUUCUAUAGGCACAGGUUAACUCCAGAUAGCAUAACAUCAGCAUUCAUUUUAGGCCCUAUGAAACUGUAUACAAUGGAAUACACCUCUACAAGUCCAAUUAUAGGUCCAGAUGAAAUGUAUUGGCGGAUGAUGGGAGGAUACCUAAGAAGGAUAGAGAGUAGUCAAAAUGGAAUCGUUUGGGGAAUAACACACGACCACAGAGUUUGGGUCUACACUGGAGGAUGGGGUGGAGGUAUUUUGAAAGGAAUAGGCAGCAAUGAUGGCAUCAACUCAAUGAAUGAUACUCAAACAUACUGCAUAUACGAGAACCAGCGUUGGAACCCCUUAACUGGCUACACAUCAGUUGGCUUGCCCACAGACCGCUACAUGUGGAGUGACAUUACUGGGAAACAUAAGAGAACAAGAGAACACACAAAGUUGUUGGGUCGCCAUUGGCACUGGAUAUCAGAAUGGAUGGUGGACUACAAUACGCCAGGAGGCGUGGACAGCGACGGCUGGCAGUACGCGACCGACUUCCCAGCGCCAUACCAUGGAAAGAAGAUAUUCACGGAUUGUGUUCGGCGCCGGCGGUGGUACAGGAAAGCCCAGAUCAUAACUGAGGGCCCGUGGGUCCGAGCUGGGAGUACCCCGCUGCUGGACAUAUCUUUAUGGAAUGAAGGUGACACAACUGCAGUGUGGGCCGUCACACUAGGUGGAGAUGCGAUAUACCGGACCGGAGUCACAGUCACAACUCCCGCGGGUACCCACUGGGAACACAUUAGCAAUCCACAAUCAUUAAUCGCAAUAAGCACGAGUCGGGGAGUUGUCUGGGCCGUAGGCCGAAAAGGAGAACUUUACUAUAGGGAAGGCGUCUCCACCGACAAUCCUGCAGGUUCCAGCUGGAAGUUGAUAGAAGCGCCUAAAUGCACUAUUGGAUUUUCGCACAAGGCGAAAGUUACUGCGAAGUCAGUUUCGUUGUGUAAUGGAGCGGCCUGGGUCAUACUAACUAACGGUGUAGUGGUUGUCCGAACGGGCAUAACCAACACCUGCCAGGAGGGAACGCACUGGAAAUAUCUGACAGUUCCAUUUACGGACGACAAGAGCAUGCAUACGGUAAAAGCUUUAUCACUGCAUCGAUUAAUAAUGCAAUUGUUUGAUAACGAGAUGACGUUCAAGCAAGUGUCGAGCGGAGAGCAAGGCGUGUGGGGAGUGGACAGCGACGGGGUGCUCCGGCGCCGGCGCGGGCUGGCGGGCGCGGGCGCCGGCGCGGGCGCGGCGUGGCGGCGCGCGCUGUCCGGCGGCGGCGCGCUGCUGCACGUCUCGGCCCGGGGCCGCCCGCUUUAAAUAUACUCCUACCUUGUUUCAUAUUGCUCAUGUAAGGCCGCCUUUACACCUGUGAGUUACUUUCGUAAUAUUUAUGUAACGUACUUACGGUUGCAUUUACACUUAAACUUACAGUAAAAAAUGCUUACGUAAAUUUUGUGAGUUUAAACUUGCAUAAAUUAUUACACGCCCAUUUACGUAUGCUUACUAAAUCAUAAAAUCAGUAAUAAAAAUGUCUACUCAUAGUCGCCACGUACAAGCGCUUGCUGCAUAUAUAGUUUUAUACAACAAAAGGCGAAAGCAAAAGAAUGCUGAAAGUAAAUGCUGGGUAAAACCUUGGCUAGAAAUAAGAAUGGCACGAGGUGCGUUUGAAAAUCUUUUGAAGGAGUUGAGAAUGGAAGACCGAGCCCAAUUUUUCAAAUUUAUAAGAAUGAAUGCUACAAGUUUUGAAUAUAUUUUGGAAAAAGUUGCACCAAUCAUUAAAAAAAACACACAUACACAUUUUCGACAGGGAAUUUCACCACCUGAGAGACCUGUAAGUUAUGAACUUAUUAAUUUAGUUUGAUAAGCUGUGAGUCGCUUCCGUAAACAAACACGAACGUGUUUAGACUUGUAAUUUCUCAAUUUACGAAAGUAGUAAAAAAUUACAAUAAGCUACUUACAACAAGUGUUAACACUUGAAAAUUUAUCGUAAGAGACUUACGUAAGUGAAACUUACAGGUGUAAAGGCGGCCUAAAAACAUGUACCAAAGCUUUACCAAGGGCCAGUUGCACCAACCACAGUUGACGGACUGAUCAAUGUCAGUCAGCAGUGAACUUUAAAACUUCCCAUACGAACGCUAACCAUCGGUUAGGUGCAACUGACUAAGUUGUGGCCGAUUUUAUCAACUUGUCGAUGAAACGAAGAAAUUUGUUACUUAAAUAUUUGUACCAAAGAAACAAAUAAUAUGCUAAAGAGAGUGAGUAUUAAGUACAAUGAAACUUCCAUACUACUGCUACCCCCCGCUUUAUAAUUAUGGACUAUUUUGUAUGACUUUAAAUUUAUCCGAAUUCAUGUCUUUCGCAGUCUAUAGUCGGAAAAAUAGGCCUGUGUCCCAUGCGUUCCUAUAAGGAUCUCUAAAAAAAUACUUGUGAUAUAAAUCUUCCACGUUAGACUGCAGCUAAAAGGCUUUUAUUUAUUAUGCUCAUAUUGUAUUAAAUUUAUGUACGCCCCAAGGCUUUUAAGGUAAGCGAUUAUUAUAUAAUUAUAAUUAGAAAAAAUAUCCCAAUGAACUUAAAACUGUUUUUGACUGAAUAUACCUAUUCGAAUUCAGUAUAUUAUAGAUUAAUCGAAUCCUGCAGUAUUCUGAAAUGGUCACUUCGCACACAAAGCAUAACAAUAGAAUUGUACGUAUGUUGUUUUGAGAUAUAAAUUUUUUGACGCCAGUGAUAUUAUGAGUGUAAAAUGUAUUUCUAGUCAUUAAGGAAAUUGUUAGAUACGUUAAGCUCUCAUUGUAAUUUUAAAUAUAAGCUUGAGCAGAACCAUAAUAUAAAAUAUGCAUUUUACAA